Molecule: messenger RNA, 2437 nt
Organism: Acipenser ruthenus (sterlet)
Lineage: Eukaryota; Metazoa; Chordata; Actinopteri; Acipenseriformes; Acipenseridae
Product: tissue-type plasminogen activator-like
Exons: 11
Coding region: 193-1494 (433 amino acids)
Biological process (GO): regulation of cell adhesion mediated by integrin; plasminogen activation
Molecular function (GO): serine-type endopeptidase activity
Source: RefSeq, a predicted model, not a curated record
CACAAGCCAAUCAGAUCCCUGAAAAGCUUUAUAAAAAGGAAUGCUUCCACAGCAGAACAGCAAAGCAAAGAGAGAAUUAGCAUAACUGCAAACUAUCAAGAAGCACCUACAGCCCACUGAACACUGAACCAAGGGCUGCUGUCAGUGACUGACACUCCAAAUAAGGAAGAGAACAACAACCUCAGAAUUACAAUGAAGUUCCUGCUUUUAUUAAUGGCUGUGUUGCCACACAUCUUCAGUCUGGAAGCUGCUCCAAGACCAACAAGCUCAGAACUGUACAGUUAUGAAUAUGUGGAAGAAGGGUGUGGGUGUUUGAAUGGAGGAUUGUGUUUUAAAGUCAAGUAUCACCAAAGAAAAUGGUGCUGCAAAUGCCCCAGAGGCUACAAAGGAAAAACUUGUGAAUUCGACUCAAGAGCCACUUGCUAUAAUGGCAAUGGAGCAGACUACAGGGGCACAGUGUCUGAGACUGAAUCAGGAAAUGAAUGUCUUGACUGGGACUAUCCACUGCUUGACUUUGGCUAUUACAGUUCUGAGCAGGCAAUGUUGGUUCAAUUAGGACUUGGCGAUCACAACAACUGCAGGAAUCCUGACAGCAGCAAGAAGCCCUGGUGCUAUGUGAAAAAAGGGCACAGAUUUGAAAAGGAAUUCUGUAGCGUUCCAGCUUGUGCACAAGAACUAACUCCCACUUGUGGCCUGAGGGAUGAAAAUCUCUAUAAGAUUGUAGGAGGAGAAAUUUCAACAAUCGAUUCUCACCCCUGGAUAGCAUCCAUCUUCUACAGAUCAAGAAGCAGAGAGAUGUUCCGGUGUGGUGGGAGUCUGAUUAGUGCCUGCUGGGUUCUGACGGCAGCACACUGUUUCCCAGAGGGUCCUGAUACAAAACCUGGUCAAUACUCCGUCUAUUUGGGAAAGGAUGCUCUCAAUGCCACUGACUCUCUUAAAGAACAGAAAUUUGAUGUUGAAAAUAUUAUUCUUCACCAUGAGUUUGAUAAUAGCCAAGGAAGUUUCAACAACGACAUAGCACUGGUGAAACUAAGUGGACAGUGUGCAGUGGAGUCCAGCUCUGUGAAAACUGUCUGCCUUCCCCCAACAAACCAGAUGUUGCCCCAAGGCUCUUAUUGUGAGAUUGCUGGAUAUGGAAAGGAGGCUCAAUCUUUGUGGUACUUUUCCCAAUAUCUGAGAGAAGCGACGGUUCAACUGAUUCCUCAGAAUACCUGCAAAAGCAUGCAGUACUAUGGGUCUGAAGUAACAGACAACAUGUUCUGUGCUGGCCACCCUGAAUGGAAAGUGGAUUCUUGCAAGGGUGAUUCAGGUGGCCCCUUGGUCUGUGAUGUCUACGGAAAGAUGUUUCUGUUUGGAAUCGUCAGCUGGGGAGAAGGCUGUGCCAAGGCUUACAGGCCGGGCGUCUACACACGGGUUACAAACUACAACCAGUGGAUUGCUGCCAACACUGGGAUAGUGGCUUUUAGUGAAGGACUCAUGUACCCUGAGAAAUGAUUCUGACGCCUAGUACUUCUGCAAAAUUUCUGUGUCCAGAAUACUGCCUCAUUACUGGUAUAUUUUUAUAAGGGUGGGCCAGGUGUAUUCCACAUAUUAGGUUUUACUACAAUAUUCCACUCUGUGUGCUACCAAGAAGAUAUUUUUAUGAUUAUAUAGGAUUUAUUCAAACCAGCUAUUUUAGAUUUGUAUGUUUUAUUUAUUUGAUGAACAAUUAUUUUUUUAAAAAAUGAACAUUUUUAUUGAUUAAAAUUUUUUUUUUAAAUGGAUUAGAAAACAUUAGAAAAAGCAAGCUCUGUACAUUGGAUCCAACACAUGUAACAAUUAGUUACAUAUACUGUGACUGGUCUUGCCAUUUCACUAGCUUUACAUUUUAUGAUUAGUGUCAAUGAAAAUGCUCUUAUUUAUUACAGUAAUUUCAAGCUUGUUAUUAAUAAAGAAUUGUUAUUUGGAAAUUAUAAAUUGUAUAUUAAAGAAAAGAUAUAAAUAAUGAUAGAAAUAAAAAUGAAUACCAGUAGCUUUUUAUUCCUGUUACAUUUGUCAUAGUUUCCAAAUGUUUUGUAUAAUAUAUAUUUUUUUUUUUAAAAAGGAAUUGUGAAACAACUACCAGUGAAUUCAUCUUGUUAUUGGGAAUCUAAAUAUAUAUUUUUAAGUUAAGCAAGUUAUUUAUACAGGAGUUAAAUCCUUUAAAAAGCUCAAACAGUGUACAACAAUAAACAAUAUGAUGUCAAAGAAGGUAAUUUUCAUACACAUUGUCUACUGGGCAAUAAUUUAAACAGGGUUUUUUUUCUAAUGUUAUGUAUUUUUGUUAAAAUGAUGAGGGCUGGAACCUCUGUAUUUAUUUAUUUCUGCACCACUGCAUUGUAUGUUUUAUAAUGUCAAAUUGUGUUUUUGUUACUUGCUAUUAUUUCUGAACUCACAAUAAAGACUGUUCAGUAAUUUA